GGUGGUGCAACUGGUCAUUUGGGUCCAAGGAAGGAUGCAAAGGGUAGGAGCUGUGAAUGGAGGGGAGGAAAAGUUACUCACUUGAGAGAAUUUUUCUAACAGGCAACAAGUGCUGUUUGUAAGGAUGUUUUUUCCCUCCAUAGAUCCUUCUGAUUUUUAAGUGCUGUAUUUUUGGGUCUGGGCACAGGAAGUGGCUCUAAGGAGCAGCAAAGCAAAACCUCCCCUCUCUGGCACCGCCUAGGAGCGCCCCAAGGGAUGAGGGAGAGGACGGGGCAGUCAGGCAAGGGUUAGGGAGGGAAGCAAAGGCAGAGGCCCAGAACAGCUCCGGGAAAUGUUUGUAUUUCUCCACCGGGAGGGAGAACAAACAAGCUUUUUUUCUUCGUGGCUUCUGGGUAGCUUUGCUUAAUCUGCAGCUCAGAGAAAGUCUGAGGAGAAAGAGAGGCUGAAAAUAAAAACCAUCCUGGGGCAGAACCCAUCAACUCGUCUCCAGCAUGAUUCUCAUCGGACCUGUGAGCCGUUCCCCAGAAAUGACCGCUUGGGUGAAGCUACCUGCGUUUCAAAGCCCCGUGGCGCUACAUGCUUCGGCUCUCGGGGAGACAGGCAGCUUGUGACCCAGGCUUCUGGGAGAGGACCACCCCGAGUCUCUCAUUUCCUGGCUGAAGUUUCUGUUCUCCAUGCAGUGGCCACCUCCACCCACGUGUGCAGGACUCGCAGCCCAGGGUGAAGAAGCUGGAAACACAGCAGCUGGGUGAGUGGUAGUUUCAGAUAAGCAGCUGAGUUGUUGCGGGAUCGCCACAGCCCGGCGCACGGAACACCGGCCCUCUGUCCACCAUGGACAACGGGUCGUGCUGCCUGAUCCAGGGGGACCCCAUCUCCCAGGUGAUGCCGCCACUACUGAUCCUGGCCUUCGUGCUCGGUGCCCUGGGCAACGGCAUCGCCCUGUGCGGUUUCUGCUUCCACAUGAAGACCUGGAAGCCGAGCACUAUUUACCUCUUCAAUUUGGCUGUGGCCGACUUCCUUCUCAUGAUCAGCCUGCCCUUUCGGACAGACUACUACCGCAGGCACAGACAAUGGGCUUUUGGGGACAUUCCUUGUCGGGUGGCGCUCUUCAUGCUGGCCAUGAACAGGGCUGGGAGCACCGUCUUCCUCACGGUGGUGGCUGUGGACAGGUAUUUUAAAGUGGUCCACCCCCACCAUACGGUGAAUUCCAUCUCCAACCGGACUGCGGUUGGCAUCGUCUGUGCCCUCUGGACCAUGCUCAUCCUGGGGACUCUGUAUCUUCUGAUGGAGAACCAUCUGUGCACGCAGGGGAAGACCAUAGCUUGUGAGAGUUUCAUCAUGGAGUCGGCCAACGGCUGGCAUGAUGUCAUGUUCCAGCUGGAGUUCUUUCUGCCCCUUGGCAUCAUCUUGUUUUGCUCCUUCAAGAUCAUCUGGAGUCUGCAGCAAAGGCAGCAUCUGGCCAGGCAGACUCGGAUGAAGAAGGCUAUGCGGGUCAUCAUGGUAGUGGCAGCUGUGUUCAUCACCUGCUACCUGCCCAGCGUGGCGGCUAGACUAUAUUUCCUCUGGACGGUGCCCUCCAGUGCCUGCGAUUCCUCUGUCCACGUAGCCCUCCACAUCACCCUCAGCUUCACCUACAUGAACAGCAUGCUUGACCCCCUGGUGUAUUAUUUUUCAAGUCCCUCAUUCCCCAAAUUCUACACUAAGCUCAAAAUCCGCAGUUUGAGACCUAAGCGUCCAGGACACUCCAAGAGGCCAGAGGAGAGGCCAAUUUCAAACCUUUGUCACAGGAGUUGCAUCAGUGUGGCAAACAGCUUCCAAAGCCAAUCCAAUGUGCAGUAGGAUCUCCAAAUUUGAUAAAUGGCACCAGGACAGACAGACUGACAAAACCAAAGAGGACCGACUGGCAACUUAGAAAUGAUCCAUGCUGAGGGGUGGGGAGCUUUGAAAAUGCCAUUCUUUCUUAGCUGUGUCCUCCUCACUCUGCUGAAAAUGAAAUUCAGAUCACUA
This is a messenger RNA of Camelus dromedarius (Arabian camel), 2007 nucleotides long. It is a transcript of the gene HCAR1, whose product is annotated as hydroxycarboxylic acid receptor 1. Lineage: Eukaryota; Metazoa; Chordata; Mammalia; Artiodactyla; Camelidae. The transcript has a single exon. Gene Ontology annotation, biological process: G protein-coupled receptor signaling pathway. Gene Ontology annotation, molecular function: G protein-coupled receptor activity. The record is from RefSeq and is a predicted model, not a curated record. Gene Ontology annotation, cellular component: plasma membrane. The coding region runs from base 832 to 1839 and encodes 335 amino acids.